Lactuca virosa is the source of this 306-nucleotide messenger RNA. Lineage: Eukaryota; Viridiplantae; Streptophyta; Magnoliopsida; Asterales; Asteraceae. The record is from the annotation of a GenBank genome assembly.
AUGAUGUGGAGGAUGAUGCGUGCUAGAAAGGUUAUUCUUGUUCUAGAUGAUGUGGAUCGUAUGGACCAGCUUGAGGCGUUGGCUGGAGUAACCAACCUUGCUACUUGCUUAGUUGCUUUCAUUCUUUAUUUUGAUCACCAAAUUAAUGUGAUCGGACCUGCUGCUUGCAUUCUUGCUGCUUACUUUCUUCCUCUCUACCUGCUUGCUAUCUUCGGGAUCACACCAUCACAGCCGGACUGUCAACACCACUGUGAGCCAUUAACUCCACAGCAGAGCCGGAACACACCACAGCCAAGACCACCCUGA